This is a messenger RNA of Capsicum annuum, 3688 nucleotides long. Its product is annotated as G-type lectin S-receptor-like serine/threonine-protein kinase SD1-1. Bases 846 to 3035 code for a protein of 729 amino acids. NCBI's taxonomy places the organism in Eukaryota, Viridiplantae, Streptophyta, Magnoliopsida, Solanales, Solanaceae. The record is from RefSeq and is a predicted model, not a curated record. Gene Ontology annotation, biological process: recognition of pollen; protein phosphorylation. Gene Ontology annotation, molecular function: ATP binding; protein serine/threonine kinase activity. The transcript is spliced from 9 exons.
AGAUAAAACAUUUGGCAUAUCUUUAAUUUAAGAUUACAAAACUCAAAAUAUUUGUACUUUGAAAUGUAAGAUGAGACCACAUAUAAUGCACUCUUAUUGUCCGAUCCUUCCUAGACUCCAAACAUAGCUGAAGCUUUAGUGGAACAGGUGCACUUUUAACAAUACAUGUAGCUUAAAGUCUUAAUGCAAAGCACAUGAAAACAGGCCAAACCCAAUCGACACAGCAACUAUAAAAUGACUUUUGUGUAUAACUCAAAAAUGUUUACUCUUCUUCGAUGUUCAUUGACAUGACAAGCAGCAGCCACCUUCAAAAAUGAAUUUAGGAGUCUAUUGGUUGCCUGUUGAAUAAAGAGAGUAACCAGUUGAUGGAUAUACUGUCUUUAUUUUGCCUUUUCAUUGAACACACAAAUGUUGCAGCUGCAGAAGCCAAUAUAAUCAGUACACAUUUCUAUGUCUCUUUCAAGGAAUCACAGAGAGAAACAGUAUAUUUAUCCACCUCUUGAUGUCAUCAGUGUCAAUUCUUGACCUACCAAUUCCACUUCUGAGCAAAAUAAGGAAUUUUUCCUCAUACGGCGACUUUUCUCCUUGGAAAAUUAACAUUAUGUGUAAAUCUGGAAAACAAUGGAUAGAUGUGAUGGUCGUCAAAAACUGCGAAUACCAUACCUAUAGAUCAACCAUUGACAGAUGGAAACACAAUCAUUUCAUCAGGAGGAAAGUUUGAGCUGGGAUUUUUCUCCCCUGGCACAUCCAGGAAACGGUACGUUGGAAUAUGGUUCAGCAAAGUUUCUAUACAGACAGUGGUAUGGGUUGCUAAUGGAGACAGUCCACUAAAUGAUAGAGAUGGCAUGCUAAACUUUACAAAACAAGGUACGCUUACUCUUCUUAAUGGUUCUGGUCUUGUCGUGUGGUCCUCCAACAUCACCAGGCACGUGCAAAAUCCAAUAGCCCAGCUUCUGGAUUCAGGAAAUCUUGUAGUUAGAGAUGCAACUGUGAAUUAUUACUUGUGGCAGAGUUUCGACUAUCCCAGUGACACAGAAUUGCCUGGAAUGAAGCUUGGGAUCAAUCUCAAGACUGGUUUCCAUCGUUCAUUCUGGUCAUGGAAGAGCAGUAAUGAUCCUUCCCGGGGUGACUUUAAUUGGGCAUUUGAUCCACGUGGAUUCCCAGAACCAUGUAUCAUGAACGGUUCCAUCAUACACUACAGGACUGGACCAUGGAAUGGUCGAGGAUUUGCUACUGCACCAUCCCGGCUACCAACUCCUCAAAAUAUCUAUACAUAUGUAUCUGAUCCGGAGGAAAUAUACUUGACGUAUGAGCCUACAGACAGCUCUAUCAUAACAAGGGUAGUGAUGCAACAAAAUGGGAUUCUACAGCUUUCAGUAUGGAACAAUCAAACUCAGAAUUGGGAUAACUUUGGUAGACAACCAACAGAUAACUGUGACUUUUAUAGCCAGUGUCACUCAUAUGGUUUGUGCAACAAUGGCAUCUCUUCACUCUGCAGAUGUUUGGAUCAUUUUGAACCCAGAAACACAACUGAUUGGGCAAGGGGAAAUUGGUCGGGAGGCUGUGUUAGAAAGACUACAUUGAACUGCCAAAAGGAAGUUAAAUUCUUGAAAUAUUCAGGCAUCAAGUUGCCGGACACUCGUUUUUCCUGGUACAGUCAAGGAGUGAAUCUCAAUACAUGUGAGGAAUUGUGCUUGAGAAACUGUUCGUGUGUGGCCUAUGCAAAUCCAAACAUAACAGCGACAAAUGAAGGCUGCUUGCUUUGGUUUGAUGACUUAAUUGACAUCAGAGAUCUUGGUGCUAGAGGGCAGGAUAUCUAUAUAAAGUUGGACUCUUCCGCGUUAGAGAACUCCACUACAGGGAAAGCAAUGAAACUACGAAUCAUCUUGCCACUGGCAGCAUUGAGCCUUCUCUUAGCACUAUGCAUCAUCUGGUACAUAAGACAAAAGAAGAAGCAUCAGAACGAAGGAGGAGGAAUGAGAUGCUUUGAAAUGUUUUUCACUCGUGAAAGUAAAGACGAAGAACUGGAUUUACCAUUAUUUGAUUUUGCAACUAUAUCUGAUGCUACCAAUAACUUUUCAUUGAAAAACAAGCUUGGAGAGGGUGGAUUUGGACCCGUUUACAGGGGUAUGCAGAAAGGGGGACAAGAAAUUGCUGUCAAGAGGCUUUCAAGAUACUCAGCCCAAGGAACUCAUGAGUUCAAGAAUGAGGUUAUCUUCAUUGCUAAACUCCAGCACCGAAAUCUUGUCAAGCUAAUCGGUUGCUGUAUUCAAGGAGAAGAAAAAAUGUUGAUUUAUGAGUACAUGCCUAAUAAUAGCUUGGAUUGGUUUCUUUUUGAUAGAGAUCGGAGCUCACAGCUUGAUUGGCCUAAGCGCCUUCAUAUUAUUAAUGGAAUUGCGCGAGGACUUCUGUAUCUUCAUCAAGACUCAAGACUGCGGAUAAUCCACAGAGAUCUUAAACCUAGCAAUGUAUUGCUAGACAUUGAUCUGAACCCAAAGAUAUCAGACUUUGGCAUGGCAAGAAGUUUUGGAGAAAAUGAGACUGGAGCCAUGACAACAAGAGUGGUUGGAACAUAUGGCUACAUGUCUCCGGAAUAUGCAUUAGAAGGAAAAUUUUCAGUGAAAUCAGAUGUAUUUAGCUUUGGAGUUCUAGUGCUGGAGAUUGUAAGCGGGAUAAGAAAUAGAGGGUUCUCCCAUCCGGACCAUCACCAUAAUCUUAUAGGACAUGGGUGGAUCCUCUUCAAAGAAGGCAGGAGUUUGGAACUAACAAAUACACAUCUAAGGGAGUCAUGUAACCUAUCUGAAGUGCAAAGAUCAAUCCAUGUAGGUCUAUUGUGUGUGCAGCAGCGUCUGGAAGAUAGACCUAGCAUGUCAUCAGUUGUGCUGAUGUUGUCUAGUGAUGUUCCAUUGUCCGUACCUAAAGAACCAGGUUUUUUUACUGGCAUAAGCCAAUCUACUAACGCUGACAGUUUAUCUAGCAACCCUGGCGAACCUUCUGCGAACAAAUUAAGCAUCACAAUUUUGGAUGCUAGAUAGAUCAAUGUUUGUUUCUACCUUCUUUCAGAAAGAAAGUUAUUGUAUGCUUCUAGAGGCCUUUAUCUACUAAAUGUUUAAUUCACAUAGCUCAAGAACUUCCAGUUGUUUAACUAAAUAGUUUUACUUAAAGGAAAUUGGGUUAUGGUGUACAAUAGCAAAGUGUCUGUCCAGCUCUGAUUCAUCAUAGGACUUACAUUACUUAUGCUGUAUGCCUCCGCGCAAAUCAAGAGUUCUCUGCUUUCUCCAAUGCAAAAAUCAACCGUCGCGAAGACUAAAAGCAUAAGCAUUCACGCUUAUAAACGGAUAUAGAGGAGAAAACUGGGAAACGAACCAGUGAGGCCGCCGACAUCUUGGAGGCACAAUAAUGGAAGGCACUGAUGCAUCAUUAUAUUUGAUGUGGAAGUGAAGGAAUGAAGAUUUUGCAAUGACCUAUUGUGACAGACGCGGCUGUUGGCGCCUAAUCUAGAGUGUUAGUGGCUUAAUAUGGCAAUUCAACUUAUAGUCACUCACCUUUAAUUUAUCUAAUUCAACUUAUGAUAAAUAAUUAUUUUUGGCACUCAAUUUUGUUUUGUCUUUCAAAAGCUACUCAACUUUAUCAAGUUAGCUUUCAUGGUCAUUUUGAUUGAGAAUAUAAUUUUCAUACCUAUUUGAAU